Polyodon spathula (Mississippi paddlefish) is the source of this 4349-nucleotide messenger RNA. RefSeq names its product alpha glucosidase (gene gaa). Lineage: Eukaryota; Metazoa; Chordata; Actinopteri; Acipenseriformes; Polyodontidae. The coding region runs from base 115 to 2925 and encodes 936 amino acids. Gene Ontology annotation, molecular function: carbohydrate binding; alpha-1,4-glucosidase activity. Gene Ontology annotation, biological process: lysosome organization; glycogen catabolic process. Gene Ontology annotation, cellular component: lysosomal membrane. The record is from RefSeq and is a predicted model, not a curated record. The transcript has 21 exons.
UCGAAAUUGCAAUUUAUUGCACUUCCUAGACUUUUGGUGAGAGCCUUUCAAAACAAAACACAGCUAAGCAAGCCAGAGAGAUACCAGUUGAUACAACCAUUCUCAUCCAAAAAAAUGGGACAAGACAGGGACAGAUUCUUGAGGACAGAAGCAACGGAAUGUCCUGCUGUCACCAAGUAUUCAGUCAUCUGUUUAGCUGUCAUUAUAUCAACAGUAGCCUUAUACCACUCCUCUUUAAACUUUGAACACAAAGUUGCCACCCGGUCACUAAUCCCACAUUCUCCAGGUCUGUCCCUUAUCUUCAAGACUAAGUAUGCUUUCACAAACUCAAGGACUGUGGAGAAGUUCCCUGAGCUGAAGGAAAGUGUAGGACAGCAGUGCGGUGCUUCUCCAGAGAGCAGGUUUGACUGUGCCCCAGAUAAGCCAGUGAGCAAGCAGGAGUGUGAGACUCGGGGGUGCUGCUAUGUACCCCUAUCGAGGCAGGGGCCCUGGUGCUUCUACCCACCCUCUUACCCCAGCUACUCCAUGGGCAAGCUCACCCCAACCAAAAGAGGGUGCACUGCCAACCUCACCCGCUCCUCCAAGUCAUUCUUCCCCAAAGACAUCAUGACUGUGCAGCUGGAGGUGAUGUUGGAGACAGAGGGGAGGCUACACUUCACGCUGAAAGACCCUGUAGUGAAGCGCUACGAGGUUCCGAUGGACGUCCCGCUGGUGGAGGGUCAGACUGCGACCCCUCUCUACACGGUGGAAUAUUCAGAAGAUCCGUUUGGCAUCAUCAUCCGGAGGGCAUCUAAUGGUCGUGUCCUACUCAACACCACAGUGGCCCCCCUUUUCUUUGCUGACCAGUUCCUCCAGAUCUCCACUUCCUUGGCCUCCCCCCAUAUCUCCGGCCUGGGGGAGCACCUCACCAACCUGACCAUUAACCUCAACUGGACCACAGUCACCUUCUGGAACCGAGACACAGCUCCACAUAGCGACGCCAACCUAUACGGCUCCCACCCUUUCUACCUGGUCCAGGAAGGCGAUGGCUUGGCACACGGUGUGUUCCUGCUCAACAGUAAUGGGAUGGACGUUGUUCUCCAGCCUGCCCCUGCCCUGACCUGGAGGACGAUCGGUGGGAUAUUUGACUUUUAUGUCUUUUUGGGGCCUGAUCCAAAGAGCGUCAUCCAGCAGUACCUGGAUGUUAUAGGGUACCCCCUGAUGCCCCCCUAUUGGGGACUGGGUUUCCAUCUCUGUCGUUGGGGUUACUUAUCCACCAACAUGACCCGCAGCGUCGUGGAGAGCAUGCGAAAGGCCAACUUUCCACUGGAUGUGCAGUGGAAUGACAUCGACUAUGCGGAUGGCAGGAGAGACUUCACUUACAACCAGCAGAACUUCGGAGACUAUUCUCAGAUGGUGCAGGAGUUCCAUGAGAAAGGCUUGAAGUAUGUCAUGAUUGUGGACCCUGGCAUCAGCAGCUCAGGGCUCCCCGGCUCCUACAAGCCCUUUGACGAUGGUCUGAAGAGAGGAGUCUUCAUUCUGAACCAGACUGGGCAGCCACUGAUCGGAAAGGUCUGGCCUGGCCCGACAGCUUUCCCUGAUUUUACCAACCCAGAGACUCACCGCUGGUGGUACGACAAUGUGAAGGAGUUCCAUGACAAAGUGCCCUUUGAUGGAAUGUGGAUUGAUAUGAACGAGCCUUCAAACUUUGUCAUGGGGUCACUGCAUGGCUGCCCCAGCAAUGAACUGGAGAAUCCUCCCUAUGUGCCAGGAGUGGUCGGGGGAAGCCUCAAGUCAAAGACUCUCUGUGCCUCCAGCUCCCAGCACCUCUCCUCACAUUACAACCUGCACAACCUGUAUGGACUAACCGAGGCCAUCGCUUCACACGAUGCUCUGAUUAAAGUCCGUGGAAAGCGUCCCUUUGUGAUUUCACGCUCCACUUUUUCCAGCCACGGGCGCUACGCUGGCCACUGGACAGGAGACGUUCAGAGCACCUGGGAGCAGCUCCGCUAUACAGUACCCGCCGUGCUGCUCUUUAACCUGUAUGGGGUGCCCCUAGUUGGGGCUGAUAUCUGCGGGUUCGGGGGUAACACCUCGGAGGAGCUCUGCGUGCGCUGGACACAACUGGGGGCCUUCUACCCCUUUAUGAGGAACCACAAUGACCGGCCUAACAUGCCUCAGGAGCCGUUUGUGUUCAGCAAGAAGGCCCAGCACUCAAUGAGGAAAGCCAUGGUCCUGCGCUACUCUCUCCUGCCGUUCCUGUACACGCUGUUUCACAGAGCGCACGUCGCUGCCCAGACCGUCGCCAGGCCCCUCUUCCUCGAGUUCCCCUCGGAUGCAAAUUCCCGCACAGUGGACCGUCAGUUCAUGUGGGGGGAGGCUCUGCUCAUUAGUCCAGUGUUGGAGCCCAAUGUCACAGAACUGACUGCCUAUCUCCCCCCCUCGACAUGGUACAACCUGUAUGACGGCUCUGCUAUCUACAGUAAGGGACAGUACCUGAUUCUGCCAGCACCUUUAGACACUAUCAACAUCCAUGUACGGGAAGGACACAUCGUACCACAGCAAGUUCCAGGAUUUACAACCUCGCAGUCCCGCAGAAACCCUUUCUGCCUGACGGUGGCGCUGUCCGGAGAGGGCUCUGCACGGGGGGAGCUGUUCUGGGAUGACGGAGACAGCCUGCAGACCUUCGAGACGGGAGACUACACUCAUAUCCUCUUCCUCGUCAAUCGAAACGUACUGGUGAGCAAAAGUCUGAGUCUGAGCAGUGCGAUUGAUGGCCUCCAGCUGGAGCAAGCCUGGGUGUUCGGAGUAUCCUCUCCUCCUCACGAGGUGCUUGUUAAUGGGCAGACCAGCGCAGUCUUCUCCUACCGUUCCGACACCAAGGUCCUGAGUUUGUCCAAAUUAUCUUUACCAAUGGGAGAAAACUUUACAAUCCUGUGGCGAUAACCACAAUCAGUUCUAGUUAAAAAUGAAUUGCAAUUAAUGAGAAUCAGAUACCUCCUGGAACAGGUAGCCACCAUCCUCAGCGAUUUAUUGAACCGGGAACUCUGCCACUGUGUUGCGCUCCUGGGAACAGAUUCCCUCUUUCCGGACCAGCUGCCCCACACUGUGACGCUUUUGCCAUCUCCACAGCCAACCUUUGCUGGCAGCAAAAUCGCUAUCGGGGUCCAUGGCCCUGGCAAAGUGUCUGGCUGUCUGCUUCACAAUGGAACCUGAGAGAGGAGCACCGGUCUGCUGUAUGAGCUGCAGCAUUUGAUACCUGAACUUCAGCAACCGGUCCUGUUUUGGUGCAUUAAAAAAAAAAAAAAAAAAAAACGCCAUGCUUUGUUAUUUAGUUGCAUAUUAAUGUCUGUGAUUGCUGCAGGUAUUUAGCUAAACUAGUCGCAAUUAUCAGUGCUUUUGUCAAGUGGUUUAAUCCUUUUUUUUCUGUCUGUCUGUGCUGGGAAUUUUAUAUACUGCUGAUGCUGGACAAGUUUAUAUUGUGAAAUGUUUUGUUUUUGGCAAUUUGGGAUUUGGUCGGGCUGUAAAUCUAUUCAUUUAGAAUAGUCUCUUUUCAUAGAGACCAAAAUACAUCCUUCAUUUCUUUAUUACUGAAAAAAGAAAGAGACCCCUUGAUUGCUCAAGGUUUAAAUCAAUCUCAUUAAUUCAUUAAUUAACUCCGAACUUGAAUUGUAUGCAAAAGCAGUAGUCUCAAGGCUUGAACCCCAUAUAGGCUCUGUAAUUUUUAAUGACGGGCUUCAUAAAAGGCAGACUUGCUUCAGACAACUUGAGGUGGUUGCUUCAUAUAUUAGACAAUGUUGGGAGGCAGCCAGACUCUUGUGCAAUCUUUUCGUUUGACACUGAAAAGGCUUUGAAGGGAACUUUGUGGUUAAUUUUAGAAUGGUUUGGCUUUGGCAGUUUAUUUAUUAAAAUGAUUUGUACUUUGGAUAAUACUCCUACAGCGUCUGUACAAACUGGUUUUAGUUCCUCGCCUUUUAUUUAGAAAGAGGCACCCGACAAGUUGUCCAUUAUCUCCCUUAUUAUUUGCUUUAUCUUUAGAACCUUUGGCCCAAGCUAUAAGAUAUUGUUCCCAUUAAUAUCAAGUACUCUAAACAUCUUGCUAUUUAUUUCUGAUAUUUAUAGGUCUAUUCAAAAAAUUAGAUUUGUUUACAGAAUAUGGGAAUUUAUCAGGGUACCAGAUAAACUGGAAUAAGUCUAUUCUUAUGCUUCUAAAUACAAAAGCUAAGGACUUUACUGCACCCCCAAAUCUCCCAAUUCAAUGCACUGUUAACAGCUUCACUUAUUUAGGUAUUAACGAGUGAUUUUAUAAUAUACAGUUGUAUUUAGACACAGGGAUUGCACAAUCACUUCAUGUGCAGAUAAAGUAUGUG